Cladophialophora carrionii CBS 160.54 is the source of this 1926-nucleotide messenger RNA. RefSeq lists its product as uncharacterized. The transcript has a single exon. The record is from RefSeq and is a predicted model, not a curated record. NCBI's taxonomy places the organism in Eukaryota, Fungi, Ascomycota, Eurotiomycetes, Chaetothyriales, Herpotrichiellaceae. Bases 1 to 1926 code for a protein of 641 amino acids.
AUGGACGCCAGCUCGAUUGCAGAUCGUAAUAGCACUGGGCGUGCAGUGUCUGUCCUUCUCCAAUGCAUAUCACUAUACCUUGUUCUAAAUUGUAUCAGCUUUAAAGCGGGCCAGGACGACCUAGCCCGACGGAAAGAGUUCAAGGCUCUGGAUCAAGCUCAGAGAGAUACCAUUGUCCAGAUAUUGGGCCGUCUUCAGCUUGCAUCCACUGAUAUCGAGACAUCCAUCAAAGCCACAGGGGCUUCCAUAACUGGACGCCUCGAUAACCACCAUUCUGCGCAGACCAGCUACCUCCGGGAUCAACAACUAGACGCUCUCAGAGUGCGCCUUCUCGAUGCUUUAGCCUUUCAAGAGAUGGACGGACGUCGUAACAUGAUUGAACACCGCGUCUCGGACUUCGCAAGCACUUAUCGCUGGGUAUUUGAGCAGCCUGACAAGCGCCGCUCUAAUCCCUCCCGUUCCUAUGAUCAUGAAUUUGUCGAGUGGCUUCGAAAUGGCAAAGAGAUUUUCUGGGUCAGUGGGAAACUAGGCAGUGGCAAAUCGAGUCUUAUGGACUUCAUCUACCAGAAUUUACAUGCACGCGGUUCAGGCUUUGAUAUGUUGGCAGAAUGGGCACGUCCAAUGCCUGUACAGGUUCUUACUUUCUGGUUCUUCAGACCGGCUACUAGUGUGUUGCUCAAGUCUUUGCAAGGAAUGUGGAGAUCUUUGUGUUUUCAGAUGCUGGAACAAAACGAGAAGCUGGUGGAGACGAUCCGGACUGACGAUGAUGGCCUCGCUCCCGCCAGUCUCAAAUCUUGCCUUACAAUGUCGGGAUCUCGCGCUCAAACUUGGACGGAUACUGAACUGAGAUCCUGGUUUGAGUACCUGAUCACACAUUCCGAACACAAAUACUGCAUCCUCGUCGAUGGGCUGGAUGAGGUUGCAAGCGACCACGAGGCCUUACUUCACGACGUCCGCUACAUCGUCUCCAUUUCAAACACGGUCAAGAUCUGCUGCUCAAGUCGACCCGAGCCCGCAUUCAAGCGGACGCUCUGCAACUAUCCUUCACUCAUAUUGCAGGACUUUAAUCACAAUGACAUUCGAAUGCACUGCCAAGAGCGACUUGAGCAAACCCGAGCCGCGACAUUCGCAACACGGAUUGCUGACAUGGCUGAUGGCGUCUUCUUGUGGGCUGCCCUGGUUGCUGGAGACCUCCAAAACGCUGCAGGCCAAGGCGAUUCCGAAGAAGAUCUCGAGUUGCGCUUGGAAGGGUGUCCUGCUGAAAUGAAUGACCUCUUCACGUUCUUGCUUGAGAAACAGGACACUUUUUAUGCAAAACAUCCCAAACCACACCUUGCACUAAUCCACGCCUCGACCAAGGUGGAUAUGACCAUCAACUCGAUUGACCUACUUCUCGCCUCCUCGGGACGAGAACAACUGAAGGAAUUCUUCGAGAGCGGUCUGAAUGCUUCUCGCCUUGCAGCCUUGGACACUCUAGCAUCCAAUAUGGAGGUGAAUAUUGUGGCGAGAUGCGCGAACCUGGUGGAAUUCGACCGAGAGGAUAUCUGGUACCACUCAUCCCCAGAAUUCCCAGCAGAGUUCUCUUACGAGUCAUUGGAGAAGGCGCGUACGACGAAUAUUCGCUUCAUUCACCGUAGCGCACAAGAUUUCCUGGUUGAAAGUGAAAAGGGUGCUGCUCUUCUCCAGUCUGGUGGCAUUGCCGAACAGGACGCCAUCAAGUUGCUCAUGCUGUCCUCUGCGGUCAUUUCCACCAUCGACCAGUCUGAUGUCAGCGCCGAAAGAGUGUUCGCAUAUGGGAGCGACAUACGGCGGGAAUUUUGGACGCCUUAUGAGACAUAUGUCGCGGAUUCUGUCUUCGCAAGUGUCCAAGUGCGAAACCCGUGGGGUCUGCCCUGGAACUUAGCCAAAUCAGAAGACGGACAGUAA